Messenger RNA from Cyprinodon variegatus (sheepshead minnow), 802 nucleotides. RefSeq names its product CD81 antigen-like. NCBI's taxonomy places the organism in Eukaryota, Metazoa, Chordata, Actinopteri, Cyprinodontiformes, Cyprinodontidae. The record is from RefSeq and is a predicted model, not a curated record. Gene Ontology annotation, cellular component: membrane. The transcript has 6 exons. The coding region runs from base 155 to 787 and encodes 210 amino acids.
GUCUGCUCCACUCGGUGGGCAGGUCCCCGCAUCGGUUUUCACUCAUCCUACUAAAGGAGGAGUUUCUGUUUAAGCUGGCCUGAAUAAAGUCUCAGAAAUCCUGGAAGUAGACUUUGGUUUGAAGUGAAGGACGAGCUGAAAAGAAGUGGCGACCAUGGCUGUGGCAGGCUGCACAAAAUGCAUCAAAUAUAUGUUAUUUUUCUUUAAUUUUAUUUUCUGGCUGGCCGGAGGUGUGAUCUUAGGAGUGGCCCUGUGGUUACGCCAUGACAGUCAAACCAGCAACCUUCUCAUACUUCAGUUUGAAGGCCAGCAGGCGCCCAGCACCUUUUACAUCAGUGUCUACAUACUGAUUGCCGUCGGUGCUGUCAUGAUGCUUGUGGGCUUCCUCGGAUGUUACGGUGCCAUUCAGGAAUCUCAGUGUCUGCUAGGAACGUUUUUCUUCUUUCUGGUGAUCCUUUUUGCCAGCGAGGUGGCUGCAGCCAUCUGGGGCUUCAUGAAUAAAGACACAAUGUCUAAAGAGCUGAUAAAUUUCUAUGACGCCGCGUACAUCAAGGCUGUGGAUGUCUCUGGGUCGCCGAGUAAAGACGCAGCCGUCAGCGUGCUGGGUGCUUUCCACACCACGCUCAACUGCUGUGGGAAAGGUGAUGACACUACUCUCUUCCAGCAAGUCAGAAACACCUUGUGUCCUGCACAAAUUCUUUCUUCCCCGAUACCAAAGGUACCAACAAAUGUAUUUCCUAAUCCCCUUAAAAGAGUUUACAUUAUGUUUACAACUUUUCAUGUUUAGUUGCAUGCUCUACUG